UGUAGGUAGUACGCGCUGGUCACGUGGGAGAGCUGUUGUUUUUACAGGAGUCGACGGUAGCAACAAGGGUGGAGCAUGGCAGACCAUAGUAUUUUCGCCAUACCAGAAUUUGAUGCAGGCGAAUACGCAAACGCGGUACUAUCAGGCGAGCCUUACCCAUCUCCAUCUACUGCCAUACCUUCUCCCACCGCGGGUUCGGCCACAGAGACACAUGUACUUGGACAACUUCAGAUUCGGGGGAGUAGACCACGGUCUAUGUUGGGCACCUUGUCGAUACUAGAACCUGCGAAGGAAGACAUAUCACUUGCGAUUUCGAAACUUGACCUUGGCAUCGAGGAUGUGAGCAAGCAGAUUAAGGCAUUGGUCACCGCUCAUCACGAGGACUUGUUGCUGUACUCCUCAAAUACGAGGCACUUGUCGGGGCUGUUGGCUUCCGUACGACGGGGAUUGAAUGAUGUGGAGCUAUCCAUUGACCAGCUGCGACGGAAAAUCCGUCUGCCAUACGAAUCUCUCCAGGUGCAGGUUACUCGCCUACAGCGAAUCCAUCACGCGAAUAAUGCACUUAGACGCGUCGGGAGGUUUUUCUUGCUGGAGAAGAGGCUCGAAGCACUGGCGGAGGAGUUGGUUCGGUAUGAACUGGGUGCUAGUGGGAUGGGCGAACGGGAUGCACCCAUAGAUGUUGGUGCAGUCGACGGGAAGGGGUUGUCUGCAGAAUGCCGUGAAGAGAAGGGGAGGGUGGUCGCGAAGGCCGCCCUAAGUAUCACAGAACUAGGUGCACUACUCGAUGAGGAACCCGAUAUUGAAGGCGAUCAGCAAGACGCCUCCCAAUUUGGAGCCACGUCAGUAGGGAACUCCAAUUACGUCCCUCUUCGCUCCGUCAAUAUUGUAGCCGCGCAUAUACCCUUCAUAUCAGACACGCGCACAAAGGUCACCAAAGAGGUUGAGGCCAUGGUCAUACAAGGGCUUACUGCACUAGAUCAAUCGCUAUUAGCUUCGUCAUUACAAGCAGCGCACAAUCUCCGAAUGCUACCACGACUCGUCGCGAGCCUCGUGAAAGAUUUGUCCGAUGCUGUCGAGCGUCGCAUCCGGAAUGCGUUUGACCUCUUGAGUUUGUCCAAGGAGAUUAUUGCCAAGGACCCCCAUCAGGUUUCCCAAAGUCUGCUGUACAAAUCCCGUGUGCGAACCGAGCCGACGAGUGUCACCGCACCCCAGUUCACGGCUGCGUUAUGGGCAAGGCUCGAGUCGCUGAUAGAGCAAAUGUCAGGCUGUUGUGUUAAAGUCUAUACGUUGGAGAAGGUACUGAACCUAAAAAAGGAUCCCGCGACGGGAGUAUCAUUCCUAGACGUAUCAAUGAAGUCGCUGGAGAACAAACCAAGCUCGACUUUCUGGGCAUCCCUAGGAAUGACGCUAGAGAAAUGCUGUCGGGACGCCUCAAAGAGCUCGACCUUUCUUCAGCAAGCCCUCAGUUCUGGAUAUUUGAGGCUUCUGCGGCUAUUCCAUGAGUUCUUCGCCAGCAUAGCCGUGCAUACUGAUACCAUAUACACCGAAUCUCAUCAAUCACCGGAGACCGUGCUUGUGUUACGCGCGCUGUCUACAUUCGAGGGGAUCUACCUCUCACGUUCGUUAACAAGACUCAAUGAGGCGGUUUCGCAAGCCUUCUCAGCAGGCACAAGAGCUCCCCCGAGUGCCAGUGACGGUAUAGCUAUCGCGCGUCUGAUCACCAAUGAACUGGAUUCUGCUCGCUUUGACCCCUUACUGGUGCGUGCUGUUGCCAAAAACGUGGCGACGACCCUGGACAAUGUAGCCACGAAGGCAGGUGCCCUGAUCUCCACAGAGCGUUCAGCGGUUUCACUACUGGGUCCACUGGCUACGCCGCAACAGAUUCUGAACGGUCAAGUUGCUAGUUGCCUAUACUACUCCUACACGAAACUAAGCACAUUCAUGGAAGACCAUCCGGAAACGAUUUCUGCGCUAAUUCAACCUAGUAUCAAUAAAAUCCAUAUGCAAUAUGACUCCGUCGUCGACCCGCUGCUUACCGCCAUACGCAAAGAAAUCGCAGCAAUCAUAUCUCGAAUUCACAGAGUAGACCUGCAGAAGUCAGUGGACUCUAUGGCUGGAAUGGCUGCGCCUAGCCUGUAUAUGAAAGACCUCGUUGACAAGCUAGAAUUUGUCAAGGCCAACGUUCUUAGUAAUUUCGCUGCGGAAAUUGCGCGACCAUGGAUUCCUGACAUCGUCAAGUACGUUAUUAGGACAUUUGUGUUGCACGCCUCGAUCGCCAAUCCCCUCACCGAGAUCGGGAAGCUACAGCUCACAACAGAUAUGACUGAACUUGAGUUCGCCCUCAGUGCUUUCUUGGUCGACAACCUGCAGAGUAAGCGUGGUGGAAACCUCGAAAGUAUAGGUGAAGAAUAUAAGAUACUGAGAGCUAUGCGACCAUUGCUGUUCCUCGAGAACUCGCAUUUGGCAUCUUCUGAGCGUACGGCGGGUCUCCCACCGAUUGUCGUACUCCACCACAUUCUUGUUCGCUCUCCAAUACCGCUUCCACAUACUUUGCAUGGCUGGCAAGAGACAGAGUACGUGCGGUGGAUCGAAGAUCAUUCUCCACAAGAAGCAUAUUCUCUCGUUGAGAGCUCGCUGAUUCAGUGGGAGAACAAGAGUGGUGCGGAAGAGUAUACCCAACUUGUAUGGGCAGUCUUACAGCAUGCCAAGGGCGGGUCGUGAUUGUGAAUGGCUGUGGGACGCUUGACUGGUGCCUGCCAGGGGUUCAUUUGUGGAGUUUCAAUGUACAGAGUUGGCUGAGCCUUGUGACCUACUCGGGCUGUUUACAAUGUUCACCACACCCUUUGCUCAAAGACAACAAUGUAGGAUAU
Messenger RNA from Pisolithus orientalis, 2870 nucleotides. RefSeq names its product Golgi transport complex subunit 5-domain-containing protein. The record is from RefSeq and is a predicted model, not a curated record. Gene Ontology annotation, cellular component: COG complex. Gene Ontology annotation, biological process: intra-Golgi vesicle-mediated transport. The coding region runs from base 76 to 2721 and encodes 881 amino acids. NCBI's taxonomy places the organism in Eukaryota, Fungi, Basidiomycota, Agaricomycetes, Boletales, Pisolithaceae. The transcript is spliced from 15 exons.